AUGGCAGAAGAAGAAGAAGAGAUCUCUGAAGAAGAAGAGGCAGAGGACGAAGAAGAAGAAGCAGAAGUAGAGGAACCUGAGGCUGCUCCGGCUGAAGAAGCAGAAGAUGAAGAAAAGGAACAAGAACAGCCUGAAGAGACGAAGCGUCGACGACCGCCUGAAGAGAAGGAGAAAGAGCCAGCGCAACAAACUGAAGCUGAAUUAGCAAUGCUUGCUGCUAAAAAACGCCAUGAAGAAGAGGAAGCAGCCAAGAUACAAGAUUAUGAAGAAAAAAGAAGAUUGGAAAAGGAAAAAAUAGAUGAGGAAUUACGUGCGCUGAAGGAAAAGCAAGAACAACGACGACGGCAACGCGAGGAAGAAGAAAGAGAAUUUGCGGAAAGAAGACGUCAGGAAGAGGAACGAAGACGCCAAGAAGAAGAAGAAAGCAAAGCACGAAUUGAAGCUGAGAAACGUCGAAGAGAAGAGGAGAAGCGAAAGCGACAAGAGAUGAUGGCUGGUUCAUUUGCUGGAGCCACAACUACAACAGGCGGUGGACGAAACUUUGUUGUUUCAAAGAGUGAAAAAGCUGACAAAUUUGGUAGCUUAGCUGCAAAACAAGAAGUCUCAAAUGAAAGUAGAGAAGAAAGCAAAAAGGCAUUUAUUGCAUCAAUUACCCGCCGUGCAGUAAAUCCAGCCGAUCUUUUGCCGAACGAUCUCAAAGACAAAAUUAAACAAUUACACAGUCGAAUCUGCAAACUUGAAGCCGAAAAAUAUGAUCUGGAAAAACGACAAGAGCGUCAAGAUUAUGAUCUGAAAGAAUUACAUGAGCGUGAACGGCAAGUUGCAAGAAACAAAGCGUUACAAAAGGGCCUUGAUCCGGACGAAGCCGCCGCAUCAGUCCAUCCUCCGAAAGUCAAUGUUGCCUCCAAAUUCGAUCGACAAAUUGAUCGUCGAUCGUAUGGAGAUCGUCGUAAUUUAUAUGAAAAUCCAAUCGUUAAAAAACCCCCGAAAAUAGCUCAUGGUACUGCUCGACCACCACCAGAAUGGGGACGACGUGACAACGAGGAACUUGAACAAUUACGUAAAAACCUUGAACCACCAAAAUAUGUUGAGCAAGUGAAAGCUGAGGGUGAUGCAGCUCGACCGCCCGUCCAGCCUAUUCCUCUUUCGGUUCCCCAAGUCGACGAGGUUGAGGAAGAUGAACAAGCACCACCUCCGGAACCUCCACCUGAGCCUGAACCACAGCCGCCCCCGGCAAAAUCAGCCGCAAAAGAAAAACCAGCGCCAGCACCUCCAACGAAACGAGCUCCGCCACCUGUUAAAGGAAAAGCCUAA
Molecule: messenger RNA, 1314 nt
Organism: Dracunculus medinensis (Guinea worm)
Lineage: Eukaryota; Metazoa; Nematoda; Chromadorea; Rhabditida; Dracunculidae
Source: the annotation of a GenBank genome assembly